This is a messenger RNA of Durotheca rogersii, 402 nucleotides long. RefSeq lists its product as uncharacterized. NCBI's taxonomy places the organism in Eukaryota, Fungi, Ascomycota, Sordariomycetes, Xylariales, Xylariaceae. The transcript is spliced from 3 exons. The record is from RefSeq and is a predicted model, not a curated record. Bases 1 to 402 code for a protein of 133 amino acids.
AUGACCUCGUACGCCUGGAAGAACAAGAGCUCGGGCUAUUAUGACCUCAGCCCGACUAGCUACGGUGUGACCCAGAACAUUCCUCCGGCAGUCACGACGAACUUGGUCUACGAGAUCACGGACUGGCAAUACGGCCUCGGCGUUGCGAGGCAGUGGGAGCAGCGUCUGGGGCAGCGGGUGAAGGCGGAAUGGAUGACUGUGGCGGCGAGACUCGCGCCGCCAGCGCUGGUCGGCCGCCGGUAUGCCGUGGACGCCAGGCUCGCCGCCCACGGCGGCGACGGCGGCGCCUCUCCGCCGUUCAUGCCUGGAAGUACGGGCUUCCUCUACGCUAGGAAUGCGCCUAGCUUCUCGAAGGACGGGACCUGGACUGUGAAACACGAAGGGUUGUUGAAGACGUUCUAA